CCAAAGCAAAGGCGGCGGGCAAAGAUGAGCACUGUGGAGGCAAGAAUAAAUUUUCCAACUCAGAAAACUACUUUGCCUUUGCCGAAAACCGUUAAAUAUGGAGGCAUCUCCAAAGAUAGUAGUCUCAUUUGGUUCCUGGACGAGUCCAACGAUCUCCUAUCCUUUAGUCACCUCUCUCUAUUUGGAAAAGGCCUCAAAAAGUUCUCCCACUUUUCAACUAAAGGUCUUCAAUUAGAAGCACACUGCAGAAUAGAGCACGAGAAGAAGGAAUACAUCGUUUUAGUGUUUGCUGAGUCAGCGUCUCAAAGUCUCGUUCUUCUUUUUUCAUUAAAGUCCGGUCUCCUAGUCAGGGUAUUGAACCUCCCUUUUCUCGUUUCCACCGUAGCUGAUGUGAGUGGAGUGACCCUCCCUCUUGGUCUGUUCAUGUCGUCUCCCCUCCAAUCCUUCAGUGGGGUCAUCGCCUGUGGGUGUGGUCAAACUGGACGAGUCGUUUUAAUUGAUCUGGUCCUUGCUCACUCUCAUAUUUGGCCCCGCCCUAAUCUACAGUUCCCACGUGACGUAAAGAUCCUCCCGUACGCUGUUGAUGAUCUUCCCAUUCACUCCACUAACAGUAUCAGAGAUGGAGUCCAUUUAGCUCUUGACAUUAAUGGUCGUUAUAUAAAGCGUAAUGGCUCCUUGUUUCAGUAUCCUGACCCAGCGACUAGUAAACUGAUUGGAUCAUUUGAAGGAGUGUCAGUCACAGCUAUUAGUCACUUCCCUUUAGCAGCUGGUCUCUUGGUUGGAUACAGUUUUGGCGGUUUCCAGUUGUACAGUCUCCUUGACUCCACUCUCCUUUAUUCCCUCCCUCUCCUCCUGCGCCGUUUGCCUACCCCCGUCACUCACUUUGCUGUCCAGGAACCCGAGAACGAUCCAAAGAACUUCCUUUACGUUUGGGUAUCUCGCAACGGCCCCAAGGCACAACAUGUUUUUGGUUCAUCUCCUUCAGUCACUAUGUACCAGAUGGGUUUUAAGAAGAAGACUGACUACCCCAAUACAGUGUUAUACCAAGUGAUUGAAGGUUGCAACAGAAGAUUCGAACACACAAUGUGGCCAUACCACAAUACCAGUGCAGUAAUGGUCAACUCCUCCACCAUAAUGAGGGUAUUGCCAUUAGUAAAAGGUACUUCACAUGUUUCAACUCCGCCCAUUGACAGUACGUUGGUGAUGUUUAUGUGUCGUGGUGUGGAGGAGGAGGGACGAGGGAUGGUGACGAUUUUUGAUUUGAACGGUUGGUAUAAUUCGCAGAUGCCACUGCAUCCUGGCUGGAGUGACACUAACAAAUUAGGUCGUAAAACUUGUCCAUUUCUCAUUCAAUUUGAAGUAUCAAUGGAUCAUGGUUGUAUUCUGAAUUGUUCUACUGGUAUUGUCUCAGUUGAUAAGAGUGUAUUGUUCCAGGUUGAGUCUAGGAGUUUUCUAGAAUCGCUAUCAAUGAGUUUUAAUAUCAUCUCAAAUGAAGAGGUCGGUAUCUUUCAAUUGGAAGGUCUUCGUUCUCAAGUAAUCACAGAGUUACUAACCCAUGGUCCAGCAGUGAUGUCCAACCCCCAGCACUACCUCUUGGAGCUACAGUGUGUUGGAUUGGUACCAAUACUGGGCGGGGCAAGUGAACCAGGGUCUAGUUUAGUGGGCGGAGUCAUUCAGGGAAUUACUGAGAUGCAGUAUUUCAUUCUAUCUGUCUGUCUUCAGCAUGGACUUCAGUCUGUACUUAUGGGCGUGGCUGAGUCGUGUGUUGUCGCUGGUUAUCAGCUGUCAUUAGAGAAUAUGAUUGAAUGGAUCAGGAAGACGGUAGAGGAGCUUGUAACUGAGAAGAAUAACCUGAUUGAUAGACUACUCUUUGGUGAUGAGUUACAUCCAGCUGUUAUAUCUUAUGCUAACCUGCUUUGUAAAUGCUUCUCUGUCUUUGUUAAAGUGAUCGAGACACUCUCUAUUCAAACCGAUGGAAGCAAUGAUGAUAUCUCAUUGCAAUACUGCACUGCUAAUAUACACCAUGAGAUUAUGAAGACUACUCACUGGUUAAUGGACACUGGACUCCUUCCUCAUUUAACAGAUGCUGCUAUGGAUUGUGAUGCUUUAGAUGAUGGUCGCUUUGUUUUUCCUUCCAACGAACUAGCAAGUAGAUAUGAAGACAUUUCUGACAAGAGAGAAAAUUUUGGAUUGGCUCUUGAUCAUUUGAUUCGUGGUUUAGAGUUUGUUGAUAAAGUCCCAUUUCACUAUCCAGCACCAGAUAUCAGUUGUUUAUUGAAAGCUAAAGCCUAUCCUGAUUCACUCUACCAGCAGUUAAUGAUAUUAUAUAUUUUAUUGGACGUGGCCACUCCUCCUGGUGAUGCUACUCUUGCUCGUCAGUAUUGUAAAAGUUUUCACUUGGACUGCAUUGAUCUGGCGGUCAUGAUCUGGAAUAUAGAUCACGGGACUGUACCACCAAACAUUACUGAUAGAAGAUUGAUCCAGUUUGAAUCAAUUUUUGAACUAGCUGUUUUGCGUCUCUUGUCUGAAGGUAUGGUAUCGGAGGCCAUUGGUUAUCUCUUUGAGUGCAAGGGUGAUACCUACCCUCACCUCCGGAUUAGGGUCUAUACUGCCGGAGGUAAUGUCACUAGAGCCUCAAGAAUACUGGAGUCGUCUGUUGAUUCUGAUAAUUAUGGAAUGUUAUUGGAAUGUUUUGUCAACAGUUGUCUCAGUCACUCCUCCGAACACGGACUUAAACUUGUACGGAUGCAACUACACGACAAGCUACUGGAUGACGUCUGUGGUGCAUUAAGUGAGAUUGGUAGUGGCUGUGCUGUUCAUCUUGCGCUGUGUCUUUUGCUUAAUCAUCGACGCCAUGUUGAAGCUAUUAGUCUGGCAAAGGAGAAUGAAAAGACGUGUUCGUUGGCUAGUUCUUUAGCUAAUUCUCAACUGCUCCAACCAUCACUAGCUACAAUGUGCUCAGAUGAACUGAUGAAGAACACUAGAGAGGAACAAACUGGAGCAUGCGGUGGUAGUGGUCCUGAGCCUUUCUCUUCAGUUCUUGUUAAAUCAGCUCAACAUCAUUUCACAUCUCAAGCUGACAUACUCCUGGCACUGACUGAGAAGAGAAUCAAUGAUGAUGAUGCACAAGACAAGGCAGUAACACCAGGGUCAGGGCCAGCCUUCACUCCAUUCAAGAAAACCCUCUCCACCUCCUCUCAGAGAGCAUCCGGUGUUCCUAAAAGACUUCUAACGUCCGUUCCUUUUGUCUCCUCCCCUCGUCACUCCUCCAGACCACAGAGGAACAAACCUGUGCAAGAUCCUUUAGCUACUCCUCCAAAGUCCCCUUCAUUAAUGUCAUCAAUCCAUCAUAGCAGCACAAAGAAGGGAAGGAUGGAUAUGAAUGUGUUCAUGGAGCGAAUGGAAGGAUUUAAAGCAAGGAUGGCUAUACUCAAUGCUAUGAACAGGAACGAAGAUAGGGAUCCUAUUAUUAUCAAGACUCCACUCCCAAGUCGGUCCAUACUUGCCACGCCUACUUCAAUUUUAAAAGCAAAACCAACAAUAUCUCAAACGUCUUCGCCUCCAGUUUUUACUGACACGACCACAAGACGUAUCAGGUUUGCUCUUGAAGAUUCAGGAGAGAAAUUAAGUUCUAGCGCUAUUGCUAUAGCAACACCACUCCCACCUUCUGAUGAUGAGUCUGAUUCAUUUUAUUCACUCGAUGGUUCGGCUGAUGAGAUGGGCGGAGACAAUGAAGGCAUGGCUCAGGCAACCAUAACAUCCCCUCCAUCAUUUGCUAAUGAGGUCGUACUAGGUGACGCUGGUGGUAGAGACGAAGGGGAGAUGGAGGAGUCAUUUAUUGCUGCAGAAGAUGAAGAUGAAGAAAAGGAAGAAGAGCAGUCUGUGUCCACUUCUCAACUAAAAUCUGCUCUCAAACUGACUCCUAGUUCUCUUCGUUCCUCUUAUGUACCACCUGCUCCAGUCAGUAUGGACACUGUCUCUCUAUCUCCUGUCAUCAAAAUACCAAGGAGACGUCUUCCAGGAUCAAAGAUGGCUUCGAAACCAUCAACAUCUGCACACACUCCAGUUCAUUCCAGUGUGAUGGUAUCCACUCAAGAGUACACGUUCUCUCCCCCAAGCACUGUUGCUCCUCCCCCUCCCCCUCCUAGUGCUGUUACCCCAAUGACAGUUGAUGAUGAAGCUAGCGCUGCACCUGUUCAAGAAAAGACAAAGUACGUAUUCUCUCCUCCUCUUCUUCGCUCGGCUAGCCGUGAGAGGAAAAAUAAAGAACUCUCACAGUUUGGCACUGGACUAGAUGCAGAUACACCAAGCACAAGGCGUGCUUCAUCUGCGUUUGCUCAGAAACCAAAGGAGAAGCCAUUGAAGACAGUAAAAGGAAUGGGAAGGAGGAGGAAGUAGUACAAUGACUGUUCACUUCCAAUUCUUUUAAUGAUAGUUGCAGAAUAUAUAACGAUGAUUGGAAGUGUACAAUUUUAGUCAGUGGUUUUGCUGAAUUCUUAACUUCUUUUGACAAAUUAUACAUCAAUUGUUUUAAUGAUAAUUAUUAUUAUAUAAUAAAAAUUAAACAAACAUUA
This is a messenger RNA of Amphimedon queenslandica, 4574 nucleotides long. Its product is annotated as protein ELYS-like. The transcript has 31 exons. The record is from RefSeq and is a predicted model, not a curated record. NCBI's taxonomy places the organism in Eukaryota, Metazoa, Porifera, Demospongiae, Haplosclerida, Niphatidae. The coding region runs from base 25 to 4398 and encodes 1457 amino acids.